AGAGGAGACAUUCCACUUCCGGAGUUUUGACUCUCACUCCAGCGGCGGCUCGUGGACUAUUUCCUCUCGCUGUCCUUUUAAUUCUCUCGGCUCGCUGUUAUUUCCCAUUGUUAGGAAAAAGACGAGGAAUGGCAGCUGUCUCUCUGGAGCUCUUGAUUUUGGCCGUCACGCUUCCGAGUCUCACCUGCGGUGUAGAUCAGCUGCUUCCGCCGAAGAAUCUGUCCUACACCUGGUUGGACUCGUUCACCGUGGAAGUGUCGUGGCAGGAACACGACCCAGUAGAAGACUGCAUCAUCUCCUACCUGUUCUGUUCCCUGGAGGAUGAGCGGUGCCACCCAACAGAAAACUUCAGUUUCAUCACUUCUUGUUUGACAGAGGAGUCGGAGCAGUGCACCUACAGCAUCACUACCAUUAAUAAGUCCUGCAACUUGAAGAACAGUUUGCCUGUACGUGUGGAAGUACGACCUAAAGAGUCCCAUGCUGCAUCUUUGGAAGACUUCAAAUGUGUCAUUGCCAUCAAUAAGACCAACUGCAGCUGGAUUCCAGAGAGUCCGGACCUCAAGGCGACGCUGUCCUACAGGAUUUGUGGAGAAUCCAGGGAGCUCCUGAACUCCAUGACAGAGUGUGGCGAGCCUUACAGAGGAGGACAGAGGAACGGUUGCUACCUAACUGGAAGCAUUUACAUAGAGGAUAUCUGCAUGCUGCUCAGGACCACGCAGGGAAGUCGCACCUUCAGGCCUCGACUAGUAAUGGAACCUCCGAAGUUCACCGUCACUAAGGAAGGUGACCAACUGAGAGUGACAUGGAUGCAACCAGGGGUGUUAAAAACGUGUGACUGGAAAUAUCGUCUUCAUUACUCAGUAUGUAAGAAAGAGCAAGAUGAACGGGAGUCACAUGGUUCCGAACUGUUGUUCUAUAACGAAGCCUGUCGUUAUGAGUUCAAGUCCCGAAUUACCGGUCUGAUACACUGCAGACGAUACAGAAGCGACUUUGGCGAUGUUCUUUCCUAUGGUUCCAACAAGCCUCUGGACAAGACUUCCCUGGUGCUUGCUAUUAUGGUUCCCCUGGCUCUGUCCAUCUGCGUCCUCCUGUUCUGCACCUGCUUGAGGAGAUACCACAAGAUACUCUUUCCCAAGAUUCCGGACCCGUCAUUCAUUUUCAAGGGCUUAACAAUGAACCACGGCAGUGACCUGAAGGGGUUCAGAGCAGGAGGCCUCUAUGCUCCAGCAUCGGAACAGAUCAAUAUCUGCUCCGUCUCACCUGUACAUCAGGAGCCUGACUUGUGACAUCCAGGGCUUUGUGCUGCUGGGCGGUUUCUACCUCAACUGACUCUACACUGAACCUCUGCUGGAUGUCUCUUUGGAAGACAUCUCGCUAAGACAACAGCUUUGGUGUUGAUGUGGCUGUCCUAACCCCAAACUUGUGACACAGCCAGGUACAUCUGCGCCUUGCUCUUCUUCGAUAAAGUAUUCUUUUGAUCUCCAUCCUCUCCGCACUUGAACAAGACCCCAGGAGACUUGAAGAGACGGGCACCUUCCAACAGAAAUGCCACUCCUUCUUGGCAAUAAUGAGCUGGUGACCCCGGGAUGCUGGAUGCAAACCCCUCCCUCGUCUGUUACUGUAUGUGUCCUGAUAUCCAUUGUCAGCUCACCACACUCCUCGAAACCAGAGGCACCUGCGUCUUCCCUUCGGCACUUCUGAGACAUGCAUGGACUUUAUAUUGUUGUGACAAAUGAAUAAUGUUUCCGUGGCGUUCAGGCCUCAGAACUGACAAAACCUCUUGUUUUGAUUUAAUAAUUGUAGUGUCUUUGCAAGUAAUCCAAACAGACACAGGGCUUCCAUUUAACACAACUUUUGCUGAGUGCCAACAGUGUCACAUAGACAGAUCAAUGCGCCUGCUGGAAUAAAUCCUCCGUACACUACAAUUCCUCCCUCUAUACGUUGAAUGGAUACAACCAUCCAAUCCAUUCAAAUAGAAAAUGGACCGAAAUGGCUUUAUGGAAUGUAGCGAAAGUUGCGUUUUCGGUCAACUCGAUUCUUGCCUUUAUCCCUUUUAGAGUGCCUAUACCAUCGAGAAACACUUUCUCGUGGCUUUUUAGAAGCGAUAGUCUUUCCGUGGCGCCGGGCAAACUGCCUGGUUGAGCCAGAUGUAUGGCUCUGAUAUCAUGUCAGUUCAGUCUGAUCUUUCUCAGCCAAUCCCGACCCAAGAGUGGGGGUCCUCCUUUACAGCAUUAGUUGUUGUGCUUUGCCUUCAAAAGACACUUUCACAUUCAGCUUACCUACAGGACUCACUUUCUCACCAGUGUAGGUCUUGAGUCGCACAGAUGUCCUCAGCAGCGGUAAGUUGUGGAACUGUUGACAGUAGUCUGCUUUUGAAAUGACGGAACCCGUGUCUAGCUCCAUUUUCAGUUUGAUGCCGGACACAUUUGGAGUGAUCCAGACGGUUUCCCUGUUAUCUUCUUCAGUCCUGUCAUGUAUCUUCAAGCAAGCUAGCCCAAUAUGAUCAGACUCUGAUCAUAAUUGUUUGAAAUGUCUGUGUGGAGGGCUUUUAAAGUGCAAGCAAGUUCCUGAGGAGGCUGUAUGUUUUAAUGCCUAUGAUGCUGAGGAGUGCGAACUUUGUUUUCUUCCUCCACGUCAUUUGCAGUGAAGUAAAGUUCGACCCUUUCAACAUAGGACGCCAAGACUUCAUUUGCGCUGUCAAACUCCAUUUUUUUAGAAGUUCUUGAAAAGAAAAAAAUGAUUAAGAAAGUGAUGGCGCCCACAAAAGUAAAAACUGUUCAGCUGUUGGAUCGUUUAUUAAAAUUAAUGAGAACAUUUUAUGUCGAUACUUUCAUUUGCAUUUUACUCAUCUUCUUAAGAGUUUAUUUAUGAAAAGGAAAAUAUUUUAUGAUAUUUAGACAUUGUUUAUGUUAUUCAGAAUUGUAUUCAUGAUGUACAGUUUCUUUCCUAUUUCCUCAACAGUUUGCAUCAAGGAUAUAUUUUUUCUUCUUUUUUUAUUUUAGCAAAUGUGAUGAACAUGACUUGCGCCUGGUUCUGCCGCCGGUUGUACUUUUUAAUGACAAAUAUCUUUGCACCGAUCACGUCAUUUCACACGGUUUUUGUUUGUUUACAUGUGUGGUUAUUCAACACAAAUGAAAAAUGAAAAUCAGUAGUCACA
Synchiropus splendidus (mandarinfish) is the source of this 3157-nucleotide messenger RNA. Its product is annotated as interleukin-13 receptor subunit alpha-1-like. Lineage: Eukaryota; Metazoa; Chordata; Actinopteri; Syngnathiformes; Callionymidae. The transcript has 10 exons. The coding region runs from base 129 to 1286 and encodes 385 amino acids. The record is from RefSeq and is a predicted model, not a curated record.